Molecule: messenger RNA, 1176 nt
Organism: Penicillium antarcticum
Lineage: Eukaryota; Fungi; Ascomycota; Eurotiomycetes; Eurotiales; Aspergillaceae
Product: exosome non-catalytic core subunit RRP4
Exons: 2
Coding region: 1-1176 (391 amino acids)
Biological process (GO): poly(A)-dependent snoRNA 3'-end processing; TRAMP-dependent tRNA surveillance pathway; U4 snRNA 3'-end processing
Cellular component (GO): nuclear exosome (RNase complex); cytoplasmic exosome (RNase complex)
Molecular function (GO): RNA binding
Source: RefSeq, a predicted model, not a curated record
AUGCCAAUUACCAUUUUACCUCCCGUGGUAGAGGACCUUGGUCCCUACCAAGCUGAAUCCGAUGACUCCAUGUCAGUGGACUCCGAUGAAGACGUUGAAAUGGGCGGCGUCACUCUGCCCAACAAGCGAUCCCGCGUACAUGGGGAGUCAAAGAUCGGCACAGGAAUUGUCACACCAGGAGAAGUGGUUACAGAUGAUCCGCAAUGGAUGAGAGGUCACGGCACCUUUAUGAACCCGCUCUCAACAUCCAUCAUCGCCACUGUCGCCGGUACAGUUCAAAAAACAAAUAAGUUACUCUCCGUACAGCCUAUGCGCGCCCGCUACACCCCCGAGAUUGGAGACUUGGUUGUUGGUCGCAUUGUCGAAGUGCAAUCGCGGCGCUGGAAGGUCGAUAUCGCUGCACCACUACUCGCUCAACUCCCUCUGUCUGCGAUCAACUUGCCCGGUGGAAUUCUGCGCCGACGAACGACCGCCGAUGAACUUCAGAUCCGCACAUUCUUCAGCGAGGGUGACCUUGUGAUGGCCGAAGUGCAGAGCGUGCACCAAGAUGGAUCAGCAUCGCUACAUACCAGAUCUGUGAAGUAUGGAAAGCUACGCAACGGUAUCUUCCUCGCUGUGACAGGAACCGGGGGCGGUGGAGCAUCCGGCUCCAGUACCAAGGGUGGUCAUGGAGCUGGGCCUGCCGCAGGUAGCGCACUUAGUGCGCCUGGAGGCUCUGCUACCGGUGGUGUGGUACGGUCACGACGACAGAUGUUCACUAUCACCUGUUCCAACGGUGGUGGUGAAGUGGAUAUUAUCCUUGGUGUGAACGGAUACAUUUACAUCUACAAGCAUGUUGAAGGCACGGAUGCUGCAUCUUCAACCACGGAUAGUGUCACUAUCACUCGCAUGGAAGAGAUGGUUUCAAGCUCGAUCUACUCCAGCCAGAACGAUGACAUCCCACCACAGACCCGCCGCGAGAUUGCGCGGUUGACACAGUGCAUUCGGGUUUUGGUACAGAACAGUGUUCGUGUGGACGAAGACACAGUCAAGAGUGCCUACGAAGCUAGUCAGCAGGUGGAUCUGGAGGUUGGGGAUGAUGAGGACGAGGAGGACGAGUGGCGCCAGGAAGGUCGCGAGUACCUCGAGGGUGUCAAGGCCCGACGAAUCAUCGAGCUGGUGAUUUCACAACAAUAG